This is a messenger RNA of Penicillium digitatum Pd1, 1851 nucleotides long. RefSeq names its product PPN1 endopolyphosphatase family protein. Gene Ontology annotation, molecular function: sphingomyelin phosphodiesterase activity. Gene Ontology annotation, biological process: sphingomyelin catabolic process. NCBI's taxonomy places the organism in Eukaryota, Fungi, Ascomycota, Eurotiomycetes, Eurotiales, Aspergillaceae. The record is from RefSeq and is a predicted model, not a curated record.
AUGAGACUCAGCACCUUGCUGCUGGUGUUUGGGCUUUCGGCGUCUCCCCGGGGGGUACAAGCCGAGACUCAAGUUGAGGAGUCCAUCGCUUCCAUCUGGGACGACUUCAAAAAUGCGGUGGACUGCGGGGCUUGCCAGGUUCUCCUCGGUGGUAUCAAAGUUGCCGCGGGGCUUGGUGAGAAUUUCCUGAUCGAAGUGUUCAUCGGGCUGUGCAAAAUCAGCAGGGUCGAAGACCCAGAUGUCUGCACUGGCGUCAUUGAAAAAGAAGGACCUGCGCUUCAUGAUGCUUUCAAAGCUUUACAUCUUAACUCCGAUGCCUCCAAGACACUUUGCGCUAGUUUGGUCGGGCUCUGCAAGCACCCUGCUGUUAGUCCCUGGACUUGGACAUUCCCUUCACCCAAGCCAACGACUGCGAGACCGCCACCCAGUGGCAAGACACCGCUCAAGGUUGUCCACUUCAGUGAUACUCAUGUGGAUCUCCUCUACGAGCCUGGGUCCAGCUACGAAUGCUCCAAGCCUAUCUGUUGUAGAACUUGGUCGGAUAAGUACGCACCGGGGAACACAGAACACCCAUGUGGACUAUUUGGAAAUACAAAGUGUGACCCGCCACAAAUACUGCAAGACAGUUUGCAUUCUGCUAUCGCAGACAUCAAUCCAGCGUUUUCUGUUUACACCGGUGAUGUGGUGGCUCAUGAUAUCUGGUUGGUUGACGAGGCUGAAGCGUUGAAAGGUCUCAAUGCCACAUACAGUGCAAUGGAAAAAGACAUCGGCACGGUGUACGCUGCCAUAGGAAACCAUGACACCGCACCACUCAAUCUCUUUCCUCCGGAUUCUUUGAGUGAAGCCAAUCCCCAAUGGACGUAUGAGGCUCUUGCAGAAGAUUGGUACGGACUCACGGGCGUUCCUUCCGUGAAAUCUGCAGAUCAAUUUGCCUCGUACUCAGCCGUCCACCCCAACAGCAAUCUGCGCAUCAUUUCCUACAACAGCAUCUUCUACUACAUAUACAAUUUCUACAUGUAUCAGGAACCUAUGGAGAAAGACCCACGCGGUCAAUUUGAAUGGCUUAUCCAGGAGCUGCAGGCCGCCGAGGAUGCAGGCCAACGCGCAUGGCUAAUCUCUCACAUCCCAUCCGGUGUACCUGAUCACUUUCGCGACCACUCCGACUACUUUGACCAGAUUGUGCAGCGGUACGAGACCACUAUUGCGGGACUUUUCUAUGGCCAUACGCACCGGGAUGGGUUCCAGAUCGCAUACUCCAACUACAACAACCGAGACUGGGACACAGCCACUGCCAUGGGUUAUGUGGCUCCAGCGGUGACGCCAACGGAGGGCUCACCCUCUUUCCGCGUCUACGAGAUUGAUCCAGUCACCUUCGGCGUCCUAGACUAUACUCAGUAUAUUGCCAACAUCAGCGACCCAUCCUUCCAGACGAAGCCAAAAUGGGUGCCUUACUACUCCGCCAAAGCAGACUAUGGAUCCAAGAUCAUUCCUCCGCUCACUGAUCCCAAAGCUGAGAUUAGUCCGGCUUUCUGGCACAAUGUCACUGUCGCCAUGGAACGCGACCCGACCGUUUUCCAAGAUUACUGGGCGAGACGUGUCCGCGGGUUCGAAGUCGAGAGCUGCAAUGACGACUGCAUGAAAAACGAGAUUUGCCUUCUUCGUACCGCUAAUGCACAAUACAACUGUGAUGAGCCGAAGGCUUUCGACUACUCAAGGCGCGAUAAGAAGGAGGGUGGUAUCUUGUUGGAAAGGGAGCCUCGCAUUGACUGCGAUCAUGUUGGAAUGGCAACCUUAAUCUCAAAGAUAGCAUAUCGGGCCAAAUUUGAGCGAAGAAAGGAGCUUGAGGCGUGA